Drosophila takahashii is the source of this 1137-nucleotide messenger RNA. RefSeq names its product Claudin superfamily protein pickel (gene pck). Gene Ontology annotation, cellular component: septate junction; membrane. Lineage: Eukaryota; Metazoa; Arthropoda; Insecta; Diptera; Drosophilidae. Gene Ontology annotation, biological process: regulation of tube size, open tracheal system; septate junction assembly. The record is from RefSeq and is a predicted model, not a curated record.
CCCCACCUAGUUGUUUUUGCUUUUUUUUGGGUGUGUGCGGGUGCAUUUGUUUACGCUGCCAAUCCCCAGAAAAGAUACUCCUCCGAUCCCCCAGAGAAUCAGAACGAGCUGAGCUACAGGAUGCGCGAACUCAACAAGCAGCAGUCGCAGGACACCACGGACGCGGGCGUCGAGAAGGGCGACUAUCCGAGGGCCACCAAUGGCGUGGUCUUCGGCGCCAUCGUCACCUUCGCCAGCUUCUUCGUGCUGAUGAUGUCCUUCUGCUCGCCGUACUGGAUCGAGUCCUACGAGGAGACGCGGGCCAGCUUCAAGAACAUGGGCCUCUGGCAGUACUGCUUCAAGGACUUUGUGUACCCCAAGUACCAGUUCCCCAAGCAGUUCAACGGCUGCCACAACAUCUUCUCGCACGACUACUAUGUGAUCCGGGAGUACCUGCUGCCCGGCUGGCUGAUGGCCGUGCAGGGCUUCGUGACCAUGUCCUUCAUCAUCGUCUUCCUCGUGCUGGCCCUGCUCUCGCUGACCAUCAUCCGGCUGCCGCUGAAGCCCGUGCUGCAGUACGAGUGGCUGCUCGUGCGGCUCUCCUUCUUGGGCACCGGCGUCUCCUCCCUCUUCAUGUUCCUGGCCGUCUGCAUCUUCGGGGGCUGCGCCUACCGCCGCGACUGGAUGAUGUACCCCAAGUUCAACGUGCUCGGCUGGUCCUACGCCCUCGCCGUGGUCACCUUCAUGCUCCUCGGCCUGGCCGCCCUCAUCCUGCAGCGCGAGGCCCGGCAGGCCUACGAGGCCCGCGGCGAGCAGAAGAACCUGGUCAUGCAGAUGGAGAUGCAGGAGCCGGGCUACCAGCCGCCGCGCCACCACCACAGCCAGUCGCGCAGCCUGCAGGGUUACAUAUGAAUGCAUUCCACUUCCUAGGCCUAAGUUUCCACAAGCAAUCUCGUAUCUGCGCAACCGACGCCGUCCAAAUUGACCUUAGCUGGCCUUAACCAUCGAAUAUCUACGUAUUUAUACACGAACUCGUCUCCGUCUCCAUUUUUUAAUUGUAUUUACUAGCACAUGUAGUUUAAACUAAGACCAGAACUAUUUUCUGUUUACAUUUCCAAUCACUUUAGCCCAGGCUCAAAGCUAGACGAUGCCCUUUUA